CACCUUGGUAACUGGGAUUGGGAUUGGCUGAGCGUAUUGGUGGACAGUCAGCUCCGAGCCCUGGCUCCUCACCUCUGAGCCAUCUGGUCGGCACUGCUCACGCUCACAGGCUUCGCAGUCUUCCCUCCCUCGCUCUCCUACUCCCUCGCUCCCCGAUUCCCUCGCUACUCCUGCCCUCUCGUUCCCCCACCUCCCCCCGGCAGACACAAGGACCAUGGGCUCAGCCUCCUCUUCCAACCCCCUGAAGGUCAUCUACCUGCAGACAGACGGAGACCCCCUCAAGGUGGUGUUUAACACACACUGGAGCUCGAGUGAUGUCAGGGAGCUGCUCUGCACCUCGAUGGGACUUGGCAGAAACUCUUCCAUUUUGCUGCGCGAUCGAGACGGGGCCAUUGUGGCCAUAGACACCGCCUUGCCAGCCAACUCCCCGAGCUCUCCAUACAGAGUUGUUCCUCUCGCUGCCAGUCAGCCGACAGAGAAAGAAGAGCUGUUCCAGAACAUUCUCUCACAGAUGGUGGAUCAGUUUUCCAGAGCUCUCAAAGUCAGCGACGUGAAAUCGGAAGUCUCGGACAGACUGGCGGCGUUGGAAAAGAGAGUGGAAGAGAAGGAGCUGAAGGGGGUGGAGAUCGACAAGUGUAAGAACGAACUGAAAAUGCUUCGCGAUGAAUUGUCUCUGGGACACAGCUGUCCCUGCAAACACCAUGAGCCGAAGGAACCAAGGUAUCUCAGAUCACGGCGAGAUAUUCCAAGCUAUCCCAAGUACACGCUCUCCCAGGAGACCAUCAGGGCAUUGAAGAGACCGAGCUUUGACAUUUGGCAUUGGGAAUACAAUGAGAUGCUGAGCUGUCUGGAAUACAUGUACCACGACCUGGGGUUGGUGCAGGACCUGAACAUGAACCCGGUCACCCUGAAACACUGGCUGCUCAGCAUCCAGGAGAAUUACCGGAAUAAUCCAUUCCACAAUUUCCGACACUGUUUCUCCGUGGCCCAGAUGAUGUACGGAAUGAUCCACCUGUGCAGCCUGCAGGAGAAAAUGUCCCUACCGGACCUGAGCAUCUUAAUGACAGCAGCGAUCUGCCAUGACCUGGACCAUCCCGGCUACAACAACGCUUACCAAAUAAAUGCCCACACCGAGCUGGCCGUACGCUACAACGACAUCUGUCCCCUGGAGAACCAUCACUGCGCUGUGGCGUUCCACAUCCUCUCCCAGCCUGAGUGCAACAUCUUCACCAACGUGGACCCUGAGACCUUCAAACGCAUCCGGCAGGGGAUCAUUACGCUGAUCCUGGGGACGGACAUGGCUCGGCACGCUGAGAUCCUGGCCUCCUUCCAACAGAUGGUCAACAGCUUCGACUUCACCAACGAGGAGCACAAGAUGUGUCUGAAGAUGGUGCUGAUCAAAUGCUGUGACAUUUCCAACGAGGUGCGGCCUAGUGAGGUGGCAGAUCCCUGGCUGGACUGUCUGCUCGAGGAGUAUUUCAUCCAGAGUGACAGGGAGAAAUCCGAAGGGCUGCCCGUGGCCCCGUUCAUGGACCGGGAGAAAGUGACCAAACCCACGGCCCAGAUCGGGUUCAUCAAGUUCGUCCUCAUCCCCACCUUCGAGACCCUGAUGAAGCUCUUUCCCCAGAUUGAGGAAGUGAUGGUGCAGCCCCUCAGAGCCUCCCGGGAUCGCUAUGAGGAGCUGAAGCAGUUGGAAGACGCCAGGACUGAGAAGCUGAGGAAGAAAACCACAGGAAGCAUAGCUGUGGGCAGCCAACGGCAAUAACAGCUCCGGGUACCACCUCACCACGGAGUGGUGCUCCGAGACCCUAUCCUGAGGGGAAUGGCGCUGUGUGAACGCAAGCUGUUGCUGUUGUUGUGAAACCAACUAAUUGAGUGUCACCCUCUCAC
Callorhinchus milii (elephant shark) is the source of this 1890-nucleotide messenger RNA. RefSeq names its product high affinity cGMP-specific 3',5'-cyclic phosphodiesterase 9A. Gene Ontology annotation, molecular function: 3',5'-cyclic-GMP phosphodiesterase activity. The coding region runs from base 215 to 1765 and encodes 516 amino acids. Lineage: Eukaryota; Metazoa; Chordata; Chondrichthyes; Chimaeriformes; Callorhinchidae. Gene Ontology annotation, biological process: cGMP catabolic process. The transcript has 18 exons. The record is from RefSeq and is a predicted model, not a curated record.